AUGUUUAAUUGUUUAAAGAUUCAAUAAGCACCAUUUGUCUCAAUUAAUCGCUUUGAUAUUUGGAUAGCCUAAGGAAUGAGCGAUAUAUCUAAUAAUAAAUUACACAUAUGCAAGACAUAUACCCGGAUUCAAGUCAAAUUACCACAGGUGAUUCUAUAUCAGAUUCUGAAUCCAAUACACUAUCACAUUUGAUGCGAACCUGGGACAAUGAGUAGCCAGCACCAGUACAUGAGCGUCAACAACACACCAAGUGCACGCAUUGGCGAUAUUGAACACAUUAGCCACCUGUCGGAACACAUAGGUUCGCUGUGCCUAUCCUCAGAGUACUCGGAUGUGACGCUCAUCGUGGAGGGGCAGCGGAUACCCGCGCACAAGGUCAUCCUGGCUGCCAGCAGUGACUACUUCAGGGCGCUGCUGUAUGGCGGCAUGAGAGAGGCGAACCAGGCCGAAGUAGAGUUGCAAGCGCCACUACAAGCCUUCAAGGCGCUCCUUCGAUAUGUUUACUCAGGUCACAUGGGUCUCUCGAUGCUGCGAGAAGACACAGUGCUGGACAUGCUAGGGCUAGCGCAUCAGUUCAACUUCCAGGAGUUGGAGACAGCCAUAUCUGACUACCUGAGGCAGGUGCUCGCGCUUAGGAACGUCUGCUCCGUGCUCGAUGCUGCCAGAUUGUAUGGACUGAAGGCGCUCAUGGACUACUGCUACAAUUUCUUAGACAGGAAUGCUGUUGAAGUAUUGCAACAUGACACGUUCCUGCAACUUUCUGUGGAAGCGCUACAAGGUCUCCUAGAACGCGAUUCAUUCUUCGCGCCCGAAGCCGACAUAUUCAAAGCGGUGUGCAACUGGUUCAACGCUAACCAGCAGUGGGUCAAGUCAGAGGCGGGACAGGCGCAAGUGGAAAAAAUCCUGAAAUGCGUGCGUCUAACCCUGAUGACCUUGGAGGAACUGCUGACCGUAGUCCGACCCUUCUCGCUGGUGACGCCCGACAUGCUGCUCGAUGCUAUACAGGAGAAGACGCAGACUAAGAGCACUGAUCUACGCCACCGAGGAUUGCUGUUGCCGGAGGAGAACGUAGCGACUCCAAAGCGUGGAGCCCGGGUGAUCUCUGGCGACAUGCGCUCUGCCCUGCUGGACGGUGACACGGAGACAUAUGACAUGGAGCGAGGGUACACCCGGCAUACCAUCAGCGAUGCCCCGGAUAACCCGGGCAUCAUUGUCAGGCUGGCCACGUCUACUAUUAUCAACAAUAUCAGGCUGCUGCUGUGGGAUAGAGAUAACAGAUCAUACGCGUACUACAUCGAGGUGUCAGUGGACCAGAAGGACUGGGUGCGCGUGAUCGACCACAGCAACUACUUCUGUCGCUCCUGGCAGAACCUGUACUUCGAGCCGCGCGUCGUGCAGUACAUCAAACUGGUCGGCACCAGUAACACCGUCAAUAAGGUGUUCCACGCGGUGGCGCUAGAGGCCCGUCACACAUCGCGCGUGCCGCCGCUGCGCAACGGCCUCGUGGAGCCCACGCACAACGUCGCCACCGUCGAACUGUCCGCCGUCGUCAUUGAGGGGAUCAGUCGUUCCCGCAACGCUUUAAUCAACGGCGACACAGAACACUACGACUGGGACCAGGGCUACACGUGCCACCAGCUGGGCUCGGGCGCCAUCGUGGUGCAGUUGGCGCAGCCCUACCUGCUGGCGUCGCUGCGGCUCCUCCUGUGGGACUGCGAUUACCGACACUACUCGUAUUACGUGGAGACCUCGCUUAACUACUGGGAUUGGGAGAUGGUCUGUGAUAGGACUAGGGAGUCUUGCAGGUCAUGGCAAGUGAUAUACUUCAAGCCGCGUCCAGUGUCCAUCAUUCGUAUCGUCGGCACCAACAACUCCGUCAAUGAGGUGUUCCACCUGGUGCACCUGGAGUGCCCGGCGCAGACGGAGGAGGCGCGCGAGGACCCGGCCGCCAAGAAGCUGCGCCCCGAGCGAGACCACGCGCCCAACCCGCACCACAACGGCUCCACAUCGGAGUCGGCGCCCGCAGGCGGGUCGGGGUCGGGCAGCAGCUCGGGCACCGCGUCGCCGCGCUCGCUGCCGCCCGCCGAGACCGCCACCGAGGCAGAGGAGAGGUACGACGACUGAACACAACGGGCCCACUUAGCUGUCGCAUACACAUGCAUACAAAUUUCUCCGUUAGAUUAUAAAUAUUGUUUCUUUUAUUGUUUACUGUAUGAUAUGUAUCUCUCUCUCUUUCCUGCUACGUAUCCCACAUAGUGGUGGGGUCAACUUUCCUAAUUUUUCGUCCCCAAUUUAUAAUCUGUGUUUUAAAUUGUUAAAUUAUGAAAAAACAUAUUUAUUCAGAUAACCAAAAAUCACGGUAGCUGUAUUGUCAGGCGUGAUUAUUUACUUUACAUUUACAUUAUGAACCUUAAACUGUUUAUUAUUUAACACUAGUUGUUACUCUAUUAACUUGAGGUAAUUUUAAAGAUAAGAAGUGUUUUUUUAAGAAAUUCAAAUGCCCACCAGUUAUGCGGCAGCUAAAUAUGAGUAAUGUUAUAAGGAUUCUACCGAUAUGUUAAUGCAUAUCAUGCCUAAUAGGCAAAGUGGCAGUUUGUAAAUAAACUGCCAUUUUUAAAUUGUGAUGUAUCCAUUUUAAUAAAAUCCACGAAUAUUUCGACUGUUUCUACGAUAAAUAGCAAAUAGAACCUCCUCGUCUUUCGGAGUCGGUUAAAUAGUCUUCCUACCUUGCUCGAUAGGUUUGGAGUUACCUUUUAAUCAUCGAAUUAACUAAAGUUUCAUUUCACAACGAUUUUAUGUUUGUAUAGUUGAUAAAACUGUUCAUUAAAUUCUACUGUCAAACAAAAUAUUUAAUUUCAAAGUAAAGUAUGGGACAUGUAUACUUUUAGUUUAGAGUGAAUAAAAAUCGAAUCAAUUUAAAAUUUUACUAUAAUUUAUCAGAGCUAUAUUUUAUUCAAGCGAUUUAAUUUGCAAUCAGUAUCUUUUGAUGAAUAAAACAAAAGCAUAAUUAGGAUUGAAUUCUCGAUGAUCGGAAUUAUUUAGCACUCAAAGAUCUGCAAUAACUUUGUAAAGUGCAUUGAAUCAUUCACAACAGGACCUGUUUAGUUAUUUAGUGUGUAAGCUUAUGUUUCUAGUCUGUUCUCUGUCGUCGUAAUGUGGCUAUGGUUGAUGCAAAACUAAAUUGUAGAUUAAAAAAUAUUGGGUUUGAUGGAUGGCGAACUAAUUGCGUCUGGUUAUUUUUUCCAGUUAAAUACUUUGGACCAGUUUUAAUAUUUAACUUUCAUGACUGUUCCUAGUGAAGGUAUAAUAAAAAAAGUAAGCGAUUCGGCCAUUAAAAAAAAAUAAUCAUAUCUAGACCUGCUUAGCAGAAUCUCGUUUCAGGGGUUGAGACUAAUUCGGAAGAUUUUUUAACACUAUCUUUUUUCGCUCAAUAUCGACUGUUUGCAUCAUCCCUUCCAUGUUUUCGAACGUUCUAACAAACUUUAUUUUUGUACCAAUACUUGUAAGGCUACAUUUUCACAAAACUUAGUGGCAUAAAUUGUUUACAUGUUAAGAUGUUUGUUUGUGACUAGAAUAGCUUGGGAAUAAGCAAAAAUAUGAUAAGCCCACGUUUAUAGACAUUAAUGUAGAAGUAAUUUUAAUACCCUCAUGUUUUAAGUAUUGUUGAUAUCAUACAUUUCGUCUUCCUCAUUCAACAGUUUACCACAGCUACAAUCUAUAUAAGUUGUUUUGCUUUUGAUGGGCCUAUGACAUGUAGAGAUUGUUCUUUUUGAAUCCAUUUAAAUAAGUGCUUAUUAUGUAGACUGUAGCUUUAGUGGUAUAUUGCCUAAACAUUUUAAAUUGUUACUGUAAUAAACCCAUCAAUUAUCAUUCAUUACGAAAUCUAGAAUUUAGAACAAUGUAUAUUUUGUAAUGUCAUCCACAUGUAAGGAGUUGGAUAAUUUUAUAAUCUGUAAAUUAUUGUUUAUUGUAUAAGUAGUUAUGUCCAGUGUAGGAUACGGUUCGGAUGUUGCUUGUUACUGACUAACAAAAUGGGGAUGAGAAUUAUUGCUGUUCUUAUGGUAACUUCAAGUGGACCAUAAUUUUACAUUCUUGUCAUACAUUGACACAAAUGUUUGUCAAAGGGUUUUGAAACAACGUCAUUUAUUUCAUAAGGAUUCUAUCCCUAGUUUGGUAGUUAAGUAACUUAUGAAUCACUGUGAUAAAGGUUUAAACCCAUUGGUUUGAAAGAUUCUAGACUAAGUUGGAAUUGGCAGUUGAGUAACUUUUGAUAGUGAUUGUAGCAUGUAAGGCAGAGAACACUUAUGGAGCUUAUAAUUAAUAUGUUUAAUAAAAAAAUAUAAAAUA
Molecule: messenger RNA, 4347 nt
Organism: Helicoverpa zea (corn earworm)
Lineage: Eukaryota; Metazoa; Arthropoda; Insecta; Lepidoptera; Noctuidae
Gene: BTBD9
Product: BTB/POZ domain-containing protein 9
Exons: 15
Coding region: 208-2124 (638 amino acids)
Biological process (GO): circadian behavior; adult locomotory behavior; modulation of chemical synaptic transmission
Molecular function (GO): protein binding
Source: RefSeq, a predicted model, not a curated record